CCAAACGUGUGGCGUCAGGUUCAUACACGCGUGCACCAGCAGGAACGCUUCAUCUGAAGCGACAUACGGGACUAUGCUGCUAUAACAUAACUAUGAGACGCUGAGAACUUCGCUUUGUCUACACUGCGAGCAAGAUGUCCAGCGAUUCGCGCGGGCGUCGGGGCGAUUCGCUGCCAAAGACGCACGCGAAAAGCGUCUUUUGCUUGGCGGACAAGGACCUUGAGGGACUGCAGGUCACUGAGAAGCGCAACCCGCGCUCCCGCAGUGCGCCACCCAUGAAACUGUACAUCCGUGCCGAGCUGGAGGCUGUGGCGCACCGCAAGUGGGGCGGCGCAGAGGGCCUGGCGGCCGAACAGCGGCGGCGGGAGGCGCGGCGGGAAACACGUGCCGCCGCAGCAGCGGCCUCCUCCCCUGGCGCUGCCGGGGACUCCGCAAGUGGAGGGGGCAACGGAAUCACAGCAGGUGACGUUGCUGCAGCAGCUGCAGGCGCAAACAUCGGCGUGGGUGGCGCUGACCGGGGCGGUUGGAGCUCGUUCGGCUGGCUACAGCUGCCGCCCCUGAUUACGGAGCGCAUCCGACAGGUGCUGCCGCUGCCGCCGCUGGGCAGUGGCAAUGCCGGUGGGGUUAGCGGCGGGGGUGGCAGUGCCAGCCUGGCCACGGCACCUGGAGCUGGCGCAGCGGCAUCGCGUCCGGCAGCGGGAACGCCAGCGCAGCGUGGCGGCAGCGUUAAGCGGCCGCGGCUGGAGGAGGGGGCGGCUGAGGCGGCUGGGAGGGCUGGGCCGCGCUCCGUACAGCUCAAUGCCAGGGUUGAAGCGGAUGCGGAUGUGGAGGUGGAGGUGGUGGACCUGGUCAUGGAAGAGGGCGGUGAGGAUGAGGGCGCCCGAGAGGUGGCCACCAGCGCAGACGGCACGCCGCAGGGGCAACAGGAGCUGACGGUGGGCAACGAAGGCAGGGGCGUUGCGGAGAAGGGGCUGGGCCGGACAAUCGCAGGAGGAGGAGCAGAAGCAGACGCAAGGGCGGGCGCUGCGGCCGGCGCGGCCGUUGAUGAUGAUGUCAUUGUGAUCUCAUCCUCGUCCUCUGAGGGUUCAGGGGCCUCGUCGUCCCACUCUGAGAGCGACGAUGAGCAGGACAGCGGCGGGCGCCUCGGCAGUCAUGCGCCAGAUGCGGCUCCGGCGGGGGCUGCGGCGGCACAGGCGCAACUGUUGGUGACUCAGGAGGGCGCAGCCGCCACUGCCUCGGUGGCGGCCAUGCACGGCGAGUAUGUGAUGUACUGGAUGAAGACCGCCGUACGCGGCCAUGAGAACCCAGCUCUGGACGCGGCGCUGGCGGCUGCGGCGGCUCUCAGGCUGCCGCUGCUGGUGGCGGCGUUUGUGCUCCCCGGGGCCAACUGUCAGGCGCACGGCAACCUGCGCCGCAUCAAGUUCCAACUGGAAGGCCUGCGGGAUGCGCAGAGGGAGCUGCAGCAGCGGCUGGGUCUGCGCCUUCACGUCCACGCGGAGGGCCUCACGGCAGCUGCGGCGCUGAGCGGCAGCGCUGGUGCCCAGUCCGCAACCAACGGCGCUGGCGACAUCAGUGCUCCCAGAGGUGUCCCCAGCAGCAGUACGGCAGCCGGCAGCGGUGUCAGCAGCUCUCCGUGGGGGGCGGGCUGGGAGGACCUAGUGGCAACUGCCAGCAGGGCGGCGCUGGUGGUGACAGAGGACAUGCCCGUGGACCCAGAUGCGGGCUGGCUGGCGGCUCUCGUGAGGCGACUGCAACGUGGCGGCGCCGGCGCUGAUGCCGCUGCGGCGACUGCCGUGGACGCGGCGGUGCCGGCCCCGGGCGUGUGGGCAGUGGAUACCAGUUGUGUGGUGCCUAUGCGGCUGGUGCCGCGGGCAUACGAGAAGGCGUACGCCUACCGCAGCGCGACUGAGGGUUGGCGAAGGCAACGGAUGCGGGCAGUGUACGCAGGCGGUCCAUACUGCUGGCCUGUUGCUGCGGCCUUGGCUGCGGCUGGCGGCACCGGUGCAGACGGCGCUGCCGCCAGCUCCCCUGUCGCUUCGGCUGCUGCGUCAGCCGGGGCCGGGCCCAUGCACCGCUUCCUGCACCGCGCCAGCGGCGCCAACGCCGCAGCCUCUGCGCAACCGGCGUCCGCCAGUGAUGGCGCGGGAUCCAGUGUUGGCGGUGGUGGCGCCGCUGGCAGCGCCGCCGCGUCACCUGCUGGGCCCGCUGCAGCAAGCAUCGCGCCGGAAUGGCCAUCGCUGGAUCUGCUUGCGCUUCCGGUCGGCGCCGAUGGCACCUGUGACCUGGGGGUGGUUGCAGCGUCAAUACCGGGCGUCGACAAGUCCGUGCCGGGUGUGAGCCACAUGAUUGGCGGCAGCGGCGCGGGCUACGCGCGCUGGGACGCCUGGCGGCGCGGCGGCGGCGUGGGCCGCUACGCCGCCAGUCGCAAUGACGCCAUGCAGCGGGGCGGGACCAGCCGCAUGUCCGCCUACCUACAUUGGGGCAUGGUGUCACCCUUCAGGGUCACGCGGGAGGCGGCGGCCAGUGGCGGCUCCGGCUGCGCCAAGUUCCUGGACGAGCUGCUGGUGUGGCGCGAGCUGGCAUACAGCUUCUGUUUCCACAGGUGCGGGCAGUUGGACUCGCUGGCUGUGCUACCGCGCUGGGCCCAGGACACAUUGGCAGCACACGCCUCCGACCCCCGGGCGGUCCGGAGCCUGCAGCAACUGGAGACCGGCACCACAGGCGACACCUUCUGGGACGCCGCCCAGCGGCAGCUGUCGACCCACGGCGAGCUGCACAACAACGUGCGCAUGACCUGGGGCAAGGCGCCGCUGGCCUGGUGCGCCUCGCCACAGGAGGCACUCAGCACAGUGCUGCACCUCAACCAUCGGUUCGCUCUGGACGGCUGUGACCCCGCCUCCUACGGCGGCGUGCUGUGGUGCUUCGGGCUGUUUGACGGACCCAAGGACCCCGCCAGCACUCCCAUCACCGGCACGCUACGGCGGCGGCCCACUUCCUCGCACGCGCGGCGUCUGGACCCCGCAGCCUACGAGGCGUUGCGGCCGUGAAGGACGGUCUGGGAUGCACCGGAGAUGCAGGGAGUGUAACGCACUCGCACAUAGGCGGCAAGGGACGACACGUUCGUUUCGCGCAAAAGUGCAAAGGAUUCGAGUACCGGGUCAAAAUUAGUCUCACAAAGGUGGGGGAGUAAUGGAGAAGUGCGGAGAGAUUUGCGUGCCCGCUCCCCGCAGCAGGGGAUGAGUAAGGAUGGCGCGGCUCCGGUUGCGUUUGCGGCAUGUGCAUCACUGUAAACGGUGCAGCGGUGUGCGUUUGGGUUGCGGCGUGUGCAUCACUGCAUGUAACGGGUCCCACUC
Chlamydomonas reinhardtii is the source of this 3353-nucleotide messenger RNA. RefSeq lists its product as uncharacterized. The record is from RefSeq and is a predicted model, not a curated record. Gene Ontology annotation, biological process: photoreactive repair. Bases 135 to 3047 code for a protein of 970 amino acids. The transcript is spliced from 12 exons. Lineage: Eukaryota; Viridiplantae; Chlorophyta; Chlorophyceae; Chlamydomonadales; Chlamydomonadaceae. Gene Ontology annotation, molecular function: deoxyribodipyrimidine photo-lyase activity.